CAAGUGCAACUCUGAACAUGCUGUGAGCUGCAUUUUGACGAUCCUUGAUGACUAGAGGAUUGGUAAAGAUUGAAGGCAUAAGUUAAAAUUAUCCAAACCAAUAAUAUAGAUUACUGAUGGGAAAUUCAGUUGCUGGUAAAAUUAUUAAAUUUACCCUGUAUUUGUUAAUCUCCAUAUUUUUUCUCUACUACUAUAAUUUACAGAGAAUGGAUAACAAGAACUUAUCCAAGUACUGACUUUCGUAGUCAAUUUUGUUUCCCUUUUGUUGAUGGCCCGCUGAGCUCCACCACUUUGUGAUAUUGGUCCAUGAACUCCUUAAUUUAGUAAAUUUUCAUAUUGGUGGUUUCUUUAACUGGAUGUGCACUGGGGGAAAAAAGGCAAAAGCAAAGUUGCAUCAUACACCUACUACUACAAGGAUAAUGUUAAUUUUUUUAUCCUGAACUACAAUAGUUCCAGUCAGUACAACAGUCAACGUUCUUCAUAUCUACCAUGUUUGAUUCAGCUAAUACAGUAUUUGUGACAAUUUUGUCAGUAACUGUCACACUAAAGUAUGUCCACAUUAACAAUAAAUGCUGCUGCAGUUUACAUGACUUUCUUGAGUGUGUCAUAGUACAAAUUUUAAACCUAACAGAUGAUAGGUGCAAGAAAACAAACAUGAUUACAAGAAACACUUGCUUCAGUGCUAUCCCACAUAAGAUACCACUCAAUUUCUAGAAGCAGUGUUGGCUAGCAUUGAGGAGCUCAUUUGCACAAGCAAAGAAUAUCCCAUAUAUAUUGCCACAUUAUGAGACCAGAGGUGGGGCCAGAAUAAAAACUUUGACUUGGCAUUCCACUGAUUCCCUUCCAUUUCCAUGGGGUCCAUGAGAUCUCCAGAAUUGCUGAUGGAGCAAAAGCUUCUCUCCACGGGAGAAAGUGAAGAGGCAACUACUGGAACAACAGGUCAGUUUCUCUUCUCGAUUUCCUUCUCAUAAUCUCUUAAGAUACUUAAACCAUCCUAUUCAGGGCGCACAUCGUUUCAUCAUCUUUAUUUUAUAUUUCUUUGUUUUGUUUUCUGUCCAUUUGGCUCGCGUGGUACAAUGGUGAUGCUCUAACAGACGCCCUGUUAAAUCUCAGCAUUUUGGAUGUGACCUGCUGCAGCACCAGACCAUGUAGGCACAAAGUUCAUUUCUCACCAGUGCUACAUACCGUUCACCGACGGAAUUGAUGUUUACAUUUCAGCCAAGACUCUGGAACUACUCUGAAAACAGCUGAAAUCUCGGCCGUUCGAUCGUAUUCGAACGGUCGGAUCGGGGCAGAUUUUCCUACAUCGCGUGCCGACGGAAAUGGCUUGAUAAUAGUUCCUCAACCUCCCCUUUGCCAGUACAAUUCUCAAUAUAUAAAAGAAAGCCAUCGGCGAAUACGCUCGUGGCUCGCAUUGUUGACACGGUGGUAGGCCAUGGCGAUCGAUCGACCAGAAAGCUUAAAUAAGACCUAACAGAGCCAGUGUUCUCCCUCUCGUCUCUCUUCGAUUGCAAGAAACUUUUUUCUUUUUUGCGAUCGAUCCAGCAGCAUUUACAUUGGCCUCUCUCUUCCCGUUGUUUAUUCAUGGGAAGAUAUGGAUGGACAGUGACGCGGUACCAAGAAUGUUAAAGCCUGUGAUUAAGAUGCAAGGGAGGGAGGAGGGCAACGUGAUUGCGAGAAAGGAAUAGUAAAGCAGAGGAUUAAGAGGCAGAAAGGCUUAGCUUCACCCAGCCUCGAAGCAACACUGCAACUCUCCUCCUCUCUUCCUCUCUUUCUCUCUUCUCUGACCACUCCUCCAAGAUGGCUAGGUAGAUGGCUAGCUAAGGCAUAUAUUGGUGUGCUUUGCCUCUGCCUGUUUUUCAGCUUGGUUAUAGCUGCAGCAACAGCAGCAGCAGCAGCUGAGGUGAAUGAAUGCAUGGUAAGGUGAAUUCAGGGUGCAGAGGUAGGCGAGUGGUAGUAGCUGGGACCAUGGGCUGGCUCCAGUCUCUCCUCGCGCCUCUCAAGAAGCUCUGGAUCCGCAUGCAUUCCGCCCAGAGGAAGAAGAGAGGGAUCUACAUCCUGUACGAGGACGUGAAGUCGUGCCCGUGCGAGGACGUGCAGAUACUCUGGUCCAUCCUCGUCGAGUCCUCCCACGGCGGCGGCCAUCACCACCACCACCCGCAGCCGCUGCGGCUGAAGCAGUGACAACGACGGCGGCGACGGCGACGACGACGAUGACGAACUCUUCCGGGCCGGCGUCCGAGCGACGAGCACGGCGCUCCGAGACGUAACCGACGGCGGCGCGGCGAGCAGCAAAGAGGUGUCGGUGUACAUAAGAAGACGACGAGCGGUGUUAGCAGCUUCGCCGUGGUAGGGAACAGAGCGAGAGAGUCGUUUUCAUUUCAGUUUCUUUCGCAUUUUCGCCAACGUUUUGAGCCACGGAAAUGGCGUGCAUAAGCCGAUGAGCUCCUCCUCUCUCUCGCUUAGCUCGGAUGUGUCUCACCGACACUGCGAGCUAGGAAGCGAGUUUUUUUUUUUUUCCUUUGGUUGUCACUCUCCUUUACUUUUCGAAAAAGGAACGGCACAUGUAACGCUCGGUUGGUGAUCGCCGGGGUCAAUGGGCCACGCGUGCCAGUGGCUUUGUACAUACAAAAAGCAAGAACAUAUCAAGAAAAAAAGGAAAAGAAAAGAAGACGACGAGAAAAAGUAAAGUUGUGCAUAUUGUAGAAGCA
Messenger RNA from Oryza sativa Japonica Group (Japanese rice), 2711 nucleotides. The record is from RefSeq and is a predicted model, not a curated record. NCBI's taxonomy places the organism in Eukaryota, Viridiplantae, Streptophyta, Magnoliopsida, Poales, Poaceae.